Hyaloscypha bicolor E is the source of this 1534-nucleotide messenger RNA. Its product is annotated as FMN-linked oxidoreductase. The coding region runs from base 169 to 1323 and encodes 384 amino acids. NCBI's taxonomy places the organism in Eukaryota, Fungi, Ascomycota, Leotiomycetes, Helotiales, Hyaloscyphaceae. The record is from RefSeq and is a predicted model, not a curated record. Gene Ontology annotation, biological process: tRNA dihydrouridine synthesis. The transcript has 3 exons. Gene Ontology annotation, molecular function: tRNA dihydrouridine synthase activity; flavin adenine dinucleotide binding. Gene Ontology annotation, cellular component: cytoplasm.
UGGCUCUUCAACCUCGACCGGCAGUCAUUCCUUUUCAUUCUCCCCACGCAACACCGUACAAUGGUAUGCAGCGCCUUGCUUCAGCCAUCAUGACAUCGGUAAAACGGGUUCCAAUCCCUGCUCGCGGGGUCGAUUACAGAGGCAAGAUUGUACUGGAAUCCAGCGCCGAUGGUCAGAAGUGGAGAGCUUAGUAGUCGUCUUUUGGCUCUUCAAUAUGGAGCAGAUCUUGUGUGGGGCCCCGAAACUGUGGACAGAUCUAUGAUAGGAACGACACGCAAGGCCAAUGAACAUCUCUCCACAAUAGACUUUACUCGACUACCAUCUCAUGGCUCAAAGGACCCUCGAAAGGAUCAGAAGGAGAGUCUGAUAUACCGACUACACCCGGAGAAGGAGGGGAAGCGUCUCAUAUUUCAAAUCGGCACAUCCGACCCAGAACGAGCUGUCCAAGCAGCAAGGAUUGUCGCUGCGGAUGUUGCAGGAAUCGAUGUCAAUGCCGGAUGUCCCAAACCUUUCAGUACAAGUGGCGGAAUGGGAGCAGCACUUUUGCAAACACCAGAUAAACUCUGCUCGAUCUUGGAGGCCUUAGUUAAGGAGAUAUCUAUGGAGUUCGAGAUUGGGAUCAGUGUUAAAAUUCGAUUGCUGGAGACGGCCGAAUUGACGGAGGUACUUGUCCGAAAGCUUUGUGCGACUGGUAUUACCGGAUUAACAGUUCAUUGCCGAACGACUCCUAUGCGACCACGCGAAAAAGCCAUACGGGGACAACUGAAAAUGAUUGCGAAAAUCUGCCGGGAAAACGGGGUGGCUUGUCUUAUGAAUGGAGAUGUUGAGAACCGCGCACAGGCAGAAAAAUUGAUCACUGAAUUCGGGGUGGAUGGAGCCAUGAUUGCAACAGCUGCCGAAACAAACUCAAGUUGCUUCAGGAAUGAAGUUGAUGGUGGAGCGGCUCCGUGGAACGAAGUCGUUGAGCAAUAUAUCAAGACUGCACUGGAAGUCGAAAACCGGUUUGGCAAUACCAAGUAUUUGCUCAAUCAUCUUAUUCCAGGAAAGCAGCCUGUGUACAGAGAGGUCACAACUAGCAAGAGCUAUCUUCAAGUCUGCCAAAUGCUUAAACUUGAGCAUCUCGAGACUAAAGCCAAGGAGAUCGAUGAGAAGCUUGGCAUUACCCCAGAGACCCAAUCUCAAGGGAGAAGAGGGAAAAAGAACAAAAGUGCGAUGGCAGCUGGUGGUAAUCAAGCAAAGAUACGGUCAAUCGAGACAGAUGAGAAGAAAGGUCUCUCCGAAAGAGGAGUUCAAAAUCAAGCUGUUGUGACUGUGGAUAUUUGAAAACACAAUCAGAUCUGGACGUUAUGAAGGAGAAACUGUGCAUUAGAUUUGGCUAAUCUCGAUAAAGAAUACAAAGGCCAGGGAGAUAUACUGGUAGAUAUCCCGGCGCAUGGAGCUUCUAAUAUGGGAGGUCAAUAAAUCUCUCAGCAUAUCAUAGUGUCCGUGUACAUAAAGUAGAGGUCCGUCUCCGAAGAAAUCUUCUCUUCCACAA